Exophiala spinifera is the source of this 429-nucleotide messenger RNA. RefSeq lists its product as uncharacterized. Lineage: Eukaryota; Fungi; Ascomycota; Eurotiomycetes; Chaetothyriales; Herpotrichiellaceae. The transcript is spliced from 2 exons. The record is from RefSeq and is a predicted model, not a curated record. Bases 1 to 429 code for a protein of 142 amino acids.
AUGGAUCUAUUCUCCCGGAGCGGGUUAUUUCCGAAUGGAUUGUUCGACGAGACUCGGCGUACGCUCAACAUUCUCGUCCCGCUCUUUGCACCUUCCGCAUCCAAAUGGUUCAAGCAAGAAAUGUCGGCGGGGUUCUUCUCCUCCGGACGACCGCGCUAUCGGCCUGAUCCCGCCGUGGCGGCGUCUGGAAGUAUGAGCCAAGAACAGCGCAAGCUGGAGCAUUUUACGUACUUUCGCGACCGCCUGGUCAUCCUCAAAGAAGAAUACGACGCUCAUGAGCCUCAAAGUGUGAUGCAAUAUUGGUAUGACUACCGCAAACCAGCCCAGUGGUGGACAUUCUGGAUCGCUGUUCUCGUUUUCAUCUUCGGAGUCACGCAGGUCAUUGAGGGUGCAAUACAGUGUUACAAGGCGUAUCAUCCCAGCACAUGA